Molecule: messenger RNA, 427 nt
Organism: Saprolegnia parasitica CBS 223.65
Lineage: Eukaryota; Oomycota; Saprolegniomycetes; Saprolegniales; Saprolegniaceae
Exons: 1
Source: RefSeq, a predicted model, not a curated record
AUGACGGUCCGGGCCGACUACGACGUGGUCGUGCGCGGCCAGCUCACGGCCGACAUCGAGGACGACCUCGCGCAGGUCGAGAUGCAGGCCGCGCAGAUCAAGACGCAGACCGCGACCUUUGUGCCCCACAAGUCGCCGACGUCGCAGUACAAGCUCGUCGCGCUCCUCCAGACGAGCAACCUUAUCCAGCGCCUUAUCUCGGGCAUCCUCCUCGGGUCCGCGGUCACGGUGUACCUCGUCCUUGGUCCGCGCUCGGCGCCCAUCUACCUUUGCUCGUUCGUCGUCUCGAUCUGCAACUACGAGUACGCGUGGCUCGCCGAGCGCAUCACGCACCGCUUCACGACGUCGUACCUCGACGACUGCCUCGGCGACGUACACAGCGCGGGCAUGUGCGCGAUCCGCCCGUUUGACUGGCGUCCGCCGUGCC